UUUAAAGCCAUCUAUUUUAGAUCCCGACCAGGCUUUAGACCAGUCUGAAAUUUAAAGCUGCGCAACAAAGCGAAGCAGGAGAAGAUGCACAAGCAACGUUUGCCCUUCAACAGCGGUCCGGGAGGAUUUGGAGCCAGUGCCUUCAACUUCAAUGCUCCGCAGUUCGGCGAUGGGGGUGGAUUUGGACACGGACCAGUGCCCGUUCCCGUUCCCGAGGGUCUCAACGGCAUGCCGUUUUUGGGCAAAACGCCGACUAAGCCGCUAAUGGGCUCCAUCAGCCGCCAUCGUUCGCUGGUCGAAGGCGCUGGCCUGGAUUCUCUGCCGCCGCCACUACUUCCCACAAUGGCCGAGCGCAUCCUGAGCGGCGGAGUGGGACGUGGCGGCCAGCGGCUGGGAGUGCCGCCAAUACCCAGCUACUUUGGAUGCCUUGAGGGUGACCUAUCAAUGCUGGAGCAGGAAUCCCCGCCGGACUACCUGAAUCAGACCCAAGAUCCAACCACGAAAGAUACCGACUCGGAGAGCGAGCUUCGCACUCAGGUGGAUGGCGCGACCUUGUUGGAAUCACGCUGGCGUCGUGCCUUCGGCUGCCUGAUGGACACUCUGCCGGCGGAGCGGCGCCGGCGGCUGGAGGAGACGCUCCAGCGCUGCGGACAGACGGCCAUUGCCAAGCACUUGCUGGUGCUACUACAACUGCUGACCCUAGUCGUGGGUGCGGGUUUGCGCCAGGUCAAGCGUGUCGGCUCGCUCUGCGGCGGCGUUCGCUUCCGGGUGAACCGCGUCCAGUUCCAGCUGCGCAUUGCUCUGCGCCAGAUGCUGUGGCGCUUGGCCAAUGCCAAGGCCAAUGACACCUUGCUCUUUCUCAUCGUGGUGCUGGUCACGCCCUGGCUAUUUCUCUUCAGCCUGCUGGGCUUUGCCCUAUCGUUCGCCUUCUCCAUAAGAACGGCCGCGGCAGAGGGCAUACGUCAGCUGCGCUGGCGUCUAUUUUAGGCCAAAUGACAGUGAGCCAAGAAGGGAGAAGGGACAGCCACAACAACACCUCCAAGAGCACCCUUCUCCACCUGAAACACACACUUUACACAAAGACACUAGAGCAGCGCAUUCCACAAAAUAAUACAAGACAAACUGCAAGAAACUACCUGAACAUCGUCUAUAUUUUGUGUUGCAGCAACAAAAUAGAGCACAAGAAAUGUAAAAUAUUGUUUUUUUUAAGGAUCUCUUAAAAUUUUACAAAAGCGUUAUAGGGUAAAAAAUAAAUAAAUUAUAAAAUAAGUUCGAA
Molecule: messenger RNA, 1276 nt
Organism: Drosophila gunungcola (fruit fly)
Lineage: Eukaryota; Metazoa; Arthropoda; Insecta; Diptera; Drosophilidae
Exons: 2
Coding region: 85-987 (300 amino acids)
Source: RefSeq, a predicted model, not a curated record